AGUAUGAGUUUUCAUUGGACUCAUGCAUUAUAAGAGCAUCUAUGUUUUCAUUGGAAGCUGCAGAUACUCAUAAAACUGCAAAAAAAUUCUAAACAUUUUCCCAAUGGCUGAGAACAACACAACAAAAAGCAAUGGCCAAAUAAGUGUUCAAGAUGCACAAGUGGCUGUGGUUAUGGUGCCACUUCCAGCACAAGGCCAUCUCAACCAGCUUCUCCACCUCUCGAGGCUAAUCACCUCAUAUAAUAUCCCAGUGCACUAUGUUGGAGCAACCCCUCAUAUUCGCCAGGUCAAGUUACGUGUCCAUGGUUUCGACCCUGUUACUACUAAAAACCUACAUUUUCAUGAAUUCCCUACACCACCUUUUGAAAACCCCCCUCCAAAUCCAAAUGCUUCUCAUAAAUUUCCUAAUCAUAUACUCCCUUUACUUUAUGCAACAAUCCAUUUCCGUGAGCCAGUGUGCUCUCUUGUAAACCAACUCUUAGGCGCCAAUCAUCGGAGAGUGAUUGUUAUUUAUGAUUCUCUGAUGACUUGGGUGUUGGAGGAUAUACCAGCAAUUCCAAAUGCCGAGUGCUACCGUUUUAACAGUUUCUCAGCUUUCUAUAUGUUUUCAUCCUAUUGGGAAGCCAAAGGAAAACCUUUCCAACCUGAAACUGAGAUAUUUGAGGACAUUAUAUCAAGAGAAAACUGUGCUACCCCAGAGUUAUGGGAAUUGUGGAAUAAACAAGGAUCCCUUGAAGGGAAAAUUUGCUCUGGAGAACUUUACAAUACAUCCAGAGUAAUAGAAGGUUCAUACCUUGAUUUAGUAGCCAAAGAAACUAAUGGCUUAAACCUAUGGGCUAUUGGUCCAUUCAAUCCGUUGUUGUCUGAGCAGAACAAAGACUCAAACAAACAACAUCAAACCUUGUAUUGGCUUGACAAACAAGAAACAAAUUCGGUAAUCUAUGUGUCUUUUGGAUCAACUACUACCUUGUCUAAUAAAGAAAUCAAAGAGCUCGCCAUCGGGUUAGAGAAAAGCAUGCAAAAGUUCAUUUGGGUUCUCAGAGAUGCUGACAAAGGAGAUGUUUUUGCAGGUGAAGAAAGGAGAGCUCAGCUGCCAGAAGGUUAUGAAGAAAGAAUAAAAGGAAGAGGAAUUAUUGAAAGAGAUUGGGCACCUCAGUUGGAAAUUUUGGCACAUCCUUCCACAGGUGGUUUUAUGAGUCAUUGCGGAUGGAAUUCGUGCAUGGAAAGCAUUUCCAUGGGAGUUCCUAUAGCAGCCUGGCCAAUGCAUUCAGAUCAACCAAGGAAUUCUCAGCUGGUAACAAAGGUCCUGAAAACUGGCCUAACUGUGAGGCAUUGGGCACGUCGGGAUGAAUUGGUUGCAUCAGAAAUAGUUGAAAAUGCUGUGAGAACUUUGAUGGCUUCACCUGAGGGAGAUGAGAUGAGGAAGAGAGCAUCAGAAUUAAGCAUUGCUGUCAAACAAUCAGUCAUGGAUGGGGAAGGUUACGGUGCGGAGAUGAAUUCUUUUAUCGCACACAUUACUCGAGAACUUUCUCACCAGAAUUGACCAAUUGAUAGCAUAAGUGGUUCAACCUAUGAGACUUUAUCAAUGCUCUAUCACCAUCUGAGUGGGUUCAGUGUCCCCUUUUAUGCACAUCACUGCAUGUAUGUUUAAGGAUAAAAAGCUUUUCUUUAUGAGUUCCUUAUAUUUUUUAGUAUAAAUGUAAAGGUCCUCCUUUACUAGCAACUAGUUCUUUUGGCCAGAGAUAUAAAAUAUUAGAAGCUGUUUGUGUAAUCUUUCAAGAACUUUUUGCUUGUGACUACUGAGUGAUAUACUAUGUAUUUUCCAUUCUGCCAGA
Messenger RNA from Solanum tuberosum (potato), 1835 nucleotides. RefSeq names its product zeatin O-glucosyltransferase-like. The transcript has a single exon. The record is from RefSeq and is a predicted model, not a curated record. The coding region runs from base 104 to 1543 and encodes 479 amino acids. Lineage: Eukaryota; Viridiplantae; Streptophyta; Magnoliopsida; Solanales; Solanaceae. Gene Ontology annotation, molecular function: UDP-glycosyltransferase activity.